This is a messenger RNA of Colius striatus (speckled mousebird), 330 nucleotides long. RefSeq lists its product as uncharacterized. The coding region runs from base 102 to 329 and encodes 75 amino acids. NCBI's taxonomy places the organism in Eukaryota, Metazoa, Chordata, Aves, Coliiformes, Coliidae. The record is from RefSeq and is a predicted model, not a curated record. The transcript is spliced from 2 exons.
UAAUGCCUUAAAGACAAGGCAUAAUCACCCAGUUUGUUUGGCAACUGCAGGACUCCACGGAUUUGUUUCUUUAUUUAACCUUUAAUAAAUGGACUGUACUUAUGACAGUGAGAAGCCUGCACACUGGUGUGAUGGAGUUCAUAUUUCUUGUUUUAUAUUUUUCCUUUUUUAUCUGCCUCUGUACUUUGGUGUGCCUGUAUUUUUCUGGCUGCCAAGAAAUGACAUAUAAGCAUGAAGAUAUUAAAAUAAUGACUGUAGAAGACCUUAUCUACUGCCUACUGGGUCACUGGGAUUUUCAAACUGUGUUACUGGUAACUAAAAGAACCUAAA